CGAGACCAGUGUACACUUAAAUAUAAUAUAACAUAAAUAUACAUAUAAUUGCAUGCAUGCAUUCAUACAUACACAUACAUACAUAGCUGUUUCUUACGACAGAGCAAACGUUCACAUAGACAUAUAUGUCAAUCUAUAUUUAUAUAUGUCGCAAUACUCAAAAUAAAACGCACUUUAAUUUGGAGCAGCGUUUUAUGACAAUAAAACUCGAGAAGCGCCGAUUACCGUUUUUUGUUAAUCCCCGUCUAAGGUUCUCCGCCUUUGUUAAAACCACAUGUGUUUCCCCAAGAGAACCCGGAGCCUUCGGAUCCGAGUGAAGGUCCUCUCCGCUGGGACAGAGGAAACAUUAAGAGACGGGGAGGAGGGAAUGAAAUUUCUUGCUACCCAAUCCCUCUUUUCCUCAGGGAAAACAAGCUUUCCCUGGUCCAUCCCUGCCUCCUGUUUGCUAAUCAUUUCAUUUUACUCCGUUUUAAAGCUCUGCCGUGUUUUAUGCCACUUUCCAUUUCACAAUCCAAUGCGCAAAUGUUCUUUGUCUUUCGUGCAAGUUCUUCCAUGCUUCGUUAAUAGAAAAUACAUUCAAGAUCCCGGCUGAUUGUCCUCCUUUGAGAUGAUCCAGGGAUUUUCAACUAUCGCUUUUUCGUGACCCUUUUAAAAACUUGAGUCCUGCGCGCCUUGAACUUCGUCUGUGGUUCUCACCUAAAAAAACGGAGAUACCGCAACUAUCUUUGGAUAAAGACUCUGUUUUCUUCUCUUGCUGGAACUCUGGAAGAUUGUCUUCUAAUUCGUGGAAAUUAGGACUAUCUAACUGACUUUUUAUUUUUUGUUUUAAGGAUAAAGUUUUAAGGGCAUUUUGAUGUUUUCCAUUCAAGAUGGUCUCCCGCGGGGAGCGCUAACCAUGAAGGAGGAGCCGCUCACGAGUGGCAUGACACCAGUUCGCUCCUGGAUGCAAAGCGCCGGGAUUCUGGAUGCGAGCGCUGCAGCUCAGAGUGGGGUGGGCCUGACCCGAGCCCAUUUUGAGAAGCAGCCUCCUUCUAAUCUGCGCAAGUCCAACUUCUUCCACUUCGUCUUGGCGCUGUAUGACCGGCAGGGCCAGCCUGUGGAGAUUGAGAGAACGUCCUACAUGGACUUUGUGGAAAAGGACAAGGAGUAUAAUGGGGAGAAGACCAACAAUGGUAUUCACUAUCGACUUCAGCUUCUCUACAACAAUGGCAUUAGGACAGAGCAAGACUUGUAUGUGCGCUUGAUAGACUCAAUGACCAAACAGCCCAUCAUUUAUGAAGGACAGGACAAGAACCCGGAGAUGUGCCGAGUUCUUCUCACCCAUGAGAUUAUGUGCAGUCGAUGUUGUGACAAAAAGAGCUGUGGGAAUCGGAAUGAGACACCAUCUGACCCAGUCAUUAUUGACAGAUUCUUCUUGAAAUUCUUCCUCAAGUGCAAUCAGAAUUGUCUGAAAAAUGCGGGGAACCCAAGGGACAUGCGAAGAUUUCAAGUGGUGGUGUCCACGACUCUUAACGUGGACGGCCAUGUCCUUGCCGUCUCAGACAACAUGUUUGUGCAUAACAACUCCAAGCACGGCAGGAGGGCCAGACGUGUGGACCCAUCUGAAGCAGCAACGCCGUGCAUUAAAGCCAUCAGUCCCAGUGAGGGCUGGACAACAGGAGGUGCCACCAUCAUCAUCAUUGGGGACAACUUCUUUGAUGGGCUGCAGGUGGUCUUUGGAACGAUGCUUGUGUGGAGUGAGCUCAUCACCCCCCAUGCCAUCCGAGUUCAGACCCCCCCGCGGCACAUCCCAGGAGUGGUGGAGGUUACACUGUCCUACAAGUCCAAGCAGUUCUGUAAAGGUGCCCCAGGACGCUUUGUCUACACAGCACUAAAUGAACCAACUAUUGACUAUGGCUUCCAAAGGCUACAGAAAGUCAUCCCAAGACAUCCAGGAGACCCUGAGAGGUUACCCAAGGAGGUGCUGCUGAAGAGAGCUGCGGACCUAGUGGAGGCCCUGUAUGGAAUGCCACACAACAACCAGCAGGACAUCAUCCUGAAGCGGGCGGCCGAUCUGACGGAGGCUCUGUAUAGUGCCCCCCGCAGUCACGCCCAGCUGCCUUCCCUGACCCCCGCCCAUCCAGGAAUGAUGGGCGUCAACUCCUUCAGCAGCCAGCUGGCCGUCAACAUCUCUGAGGCGUCCCCCACCGACCAGGGUUAUUCCCGUAACUCCAGCAGCGUGUCCCCACGUGGCUACGUGCCCAGCUCCCCCCCCCAGCAGUCUGGGUACAGCUCCAUCACCUCCACCAUGAACGGCUACAGCACCACUGCUAUGAGCAACCUGGCCAUGCCUGGAUCACCCAGCUUCCUCAAUGGUUCUUCCACAAGCUCCCCCUAUGCAAUCAAACAGAAGAGCGCCUUUGCCCCUGUCAUGCGGCCACCGAGCUCCCCGCCCCCCAUCUGCACCACUACCAAUGGGAGCAGCCUGCAGGGUCAUGUACCAAGAACAAGCACAUUAUUCUUCACCAGAUCCAUCAGCAAGACUGUUUUUCAUCUCCGACUUUCCCGACAGUCAUUCAUAAGUCUACAGGUAUUUCGUGCUGAUUCUGAAGAAGCCUGCAGGUCAAGGAGUAAUGUUCUGUCCAUUUAACCAAAAUGCCUAAUUUCCUACUGCUAAGGGACCUUAAACCUUCUGCAAAUAUUGUCAUCAUAAAAAAAUCUAGCUGAAUAUCUUGUCACGUGUCGGUCUUGUCUUUUCAGCUAUGGCCGGACUGAUAGUUCCGCCGAUGUGACGAGCGACAUCCAUGCUGAUUAUUUUCUACCCCGGCAGGAACAUCAGCCAUUCUGCUUUCUGUUUCUGGCAGCGUCUCUCGUAUCAAUGCUGUUAAUGGGACUGGCUCACUGCUUCUCCCGGAUCGUCAUAUACUGCUGCCUUUGUAAUGACAUCAUCCUCUGUUCUCCAAUGUUCCUAAACUCAUUUUCAGUUCAAACGUUGCAAUUCAGUGCAAACACUGUAAACGAUUUUCAAACUUAGAGACUCACAAAACAUAAGAAUAUCAGUGACAUUUCAACAAGAGAAUUAAUGCACAGUACCUGGAAUUUCUAGACAUCACUGCAAAUAGAAUGAGGCUAUAAACUGAGUUGUUUAUUCAGGGCUCUGUAUGUCUGUCAUCCAGAAUGUUCUUUUCCAGAAAGUUCAAUUUUUUAAGCAGUUUUAGAGAAUUUUUCAGUACUCUCACAUUUGGAAAAAACUUCAGUUUGCGUGCUUAAAGGGUGCAUCCCCUAAAACUCCCAUAAAUAUUUUAGUUUCCUGUAUUAUCAUGUAUGGGCAUAGUUUUGUUAUUAGAUUAAAAAGGAACAUUUUCUAAUUUAGCAAUUGUCAAAUUGUUAAUUUUCAUAAACUCAUUGUAGUUGAAUCCAGCAUCAAGAACUGUGAAAAUGUAAUUUUAAAUAAAUUAUAAAUUAUUAGAUUAAUGUAAAUAUAUUUUAAGGUGACCAUUAAAUGUUAUAUUGCAAAUACAUACACUAGUGUCACUUCCCAAUUAUUUGUCUCAUAAUUUGUAGCCUCUGGUAAAUUUACAGGCUUAUAACGUAUACCUCAACUAAACAUAUGAGUUAAUAAGUAAUAUAUUUUCAAUUUAAGAUUAUUAUGUUGAUGUUCUUAAAGAAUGCACUUUUAAAAAUGUAGUUUUCUCUUUUAUUUUAAAUCCUAAGGCAUUCAUCUUUCUUAAACCAAUAGGAAGUCUUUUAAUUGAAACACAAUGAUUUUGCCAUCUGUAGAUUCAAAUCAGAAAUCAUGACUUUUUUAUGAAUAUUUAGGCACAGGUUUUUAUUAAAGGUUUAAUUGUCCAAAAUAUACAUAUUGUAGGCAUGGUUUGUUCUUUAUUGUUUUAGGCAUGACUAAUAAAGAAAAGUUUAAAGAGCACACCAGAUACAUUUUAGAAUCUAUGUAAAACAAUAAAAUGCUUUGUACAGAAACGGAUAAAUGUGGAAUGGAAAAAUGACUCCUUAUUUCAAAACAUGAAGAAAUAUUGUUUCCCAUCAUUUUUAUUAAUUGUGUAAAGCAUGGUUUAAUCUGUUUAUUUUUUAUGUUUUGAAUGUGUUUCAUCAUAGAAAACGCUUUAUUUGUGCUCCAGGAGGCAGCUGACUUUCGGAACACAGAAACACACAAAAAAAUGACAUAGAAUGAAUGUACAGAUGGGCAUCAGGGGCUUGUUGCCUUCGAUUGUUUGGGGUCAGGGCUCCUGUUUCUCUGGAGAUUUGCUGCUGUGCCCAUUACCCAAUAGUUAUUAUUCAAAUAACAGCAUAACCAUAAACAACAACCACUUCCAAUAUACUGAUACCACAACCUGAUACCAUCCAAAAGAUGGAGCUAGAUCAUGUCCAAUCUUGCACAAUUCUCAAAAUGUGCAUGUAACCCAGAAGUUGACCUGUUUUUGGAAUAAUCUUACUAUUAAACUUCAAUUUAUAUUCACAAAUCAAAUAUAGGCCUACAUACAGUACUACAUACUGUUGUGGGAUAUCUGUACAGUAAAAAAAAAAAAAACAUGUAUAAAUUAAAAUAUGCAAUUUACUAAAAUGGGUAUUUAUUAAUGUGAUGAGUUGCAAAAAAUGAACCAAUUUUACAGAAGAACGUCUUCCUAAGUAUCCCUAUUAGUAGGAAAAGACUGGACUAGAAUCUGUUCGCAUUGAAUCAAGUUCUGAAUAUUUGGUCUAUGGUAUUUGAACAGAAAACCAUGGCUAGCUACAGUACAUUUCCAAUACCACAGCUUAUUUGCAUAUUGCUUUUUUAAAUGUAUAACGUAAUAAGAUAAAUAUGUUAGAUAUGCAAAUAGGAUUCAUGAAAGGCAACGUAUUUCCUGCUCCUGACUAUUAUAAACAUAAAUUAAUAACCACAGAAGUAACCUGUUUUUUUUUUUUUUUAGACAGAUGACAAAUUAAUAUAUUGGAUU
Paramormyrops kingsleyae is the source of this 4931-nucleotide messenger RNA. The record is from RefSeq and is a predicted model, not a curated record. Lineage: Eukaryota; Metazoa; Chordata; Actinopteri; Osteoglossiformes; Mormyridae.